AUGAUCUACGUCAACUGGUACCACUACCAUAUUCCCAAACUUUUUGGCAUUUUCAGCUUUCUUAUAAACCCAAUUUUCAUUUAUUUGGUGCUGAAAAAAUCCAAAUCUCAAAUGGGAAAAUAUCGAUAUCUUUUGAUUUUUUUCGCCUGUUUCGAUGUUGCUUAUUCGGUUGCCGAGCUUUUGACACCUAUCGCCGUCAUCAACACAGGCUACGGUUUUGUCACUUUCAUCACAGAUGGUCCAUUUUUCGAUAACUACAUGAAUGGACAACAUGGUGUAUCCUCAAGAUGCUGCUUCAUUUCUCUAAGCUACGCAAUUUUGAUCAUUCACUUUGUUUAUCGGUAUCUGGUUCUUUUUAGCCCAGACUAUGUGAACAGAGUCUUUGAGCCGUUGGGAAUUUUUGUAAUUUUGGCAUAUUUCACGUUUCACGGAGUGUCUUGGACAUGGAUUUGUGAAUUUUGCCUAGCGCCGAAUGAUGAGAUUCGCGAUAUGAUUCGGCCGGCGUUUGAAGAAGUCUAUCAUGUUAAUUCAGAUAUUGUUCCGUGUUUGACGGGACAGUAUAUGAAUGCAAGUACAUACGUAAUGGCAAAAAGUUGGAUUGGAAUUUCUUCGCUAACCCUAUUCUCAACCUACUGUAUGACGGUUUAUGUGGUUCUAGGCUAUAAGAUUCUCACAAAAAUCUCGAAAAACUGCGCAAUGAGCAAGAACACCCUAGCCAUGCAUCGUCAACUAUUCAAAGCUCUCGUUAUCCAAACCUGCAUUCCAAUAUUUGCUAGCUUUUUACCUACAGUAAUCGCAUGGUACGCGCCAAUUUUUCAGAUUAACUUGACAUGGUGGAACAACUACAUUUGUAUCAUCGCACUCGCCGCAUUUCCAUUCAUCGACCCUAUUGCUGUAAUUUGUUUCAUUCCGAGCUACAAAAACACAAUUCUCGAAUGGCUUCGCUUCAAAAAAUUUACGUCGACUACAACGCCGUCUACCACAGAUGCCGCGUCGACUGUAUCCCGAAAACAGACUACAAAUAAUUCGACAACAAGGAAUGAAUAA
Caenorhabditis briggsae is the source of this 1047-nucleotide messenger RNA. The record is from RefSeq and is a predicted model, not a curated record. The transcript has 6 exons. Lineage: Eukaryota; Metazoa; Nematoda; Chromadorea; Rhabditida; Rhabditidae. The coding region runs from base 1 to 1047 and encodes 348 amino acids.